CAGAGCUCAAACUGGUUUCACUUCUGAGAAAGUGAAACUCAGACAGUCGUUGACACUGAGAGGAGAAAUGGCGCAGAAAGGAGUUCAGCUGGACCAGGAAACAAUCUCCUGUUCGAUCUGUCUGGAUCUACUGAAGGAUCCGGUGGCUAUUCCCUGUGGACACAGCUACUGCAUGAACUGUAUUAAAGGCUUCUGGGAUGAAGAGGAUGAGGAGAAAAUCCCCAGCUGCCCUCAGUGUAGGCAGACCUUCACUCCGAGGCCUGUCCUGGUGAAAAACACCAUGUUAGCAGCUUUAGUGGAGGAGCUGAAGAAGACUGGACUCCAAGCUGCUCCUGCUGAUCACUGCUAUGCUGGACCUGAAGAUGUGGCCUGUGAUGUCUGCACUGGGAGGAAACUGAAAGCCCUCAAGUCCUGUCUGGUCUGUCCGGCCUCUUACUGUGAGAAACACCUCCAGCCUCAUUAUGACUCACCUGCCUUUAAAAAACACAAGCUGGUGGACCCCUCCAAGAAACUCCAGGAGAACGUCUGCUCUCGUCACGAUGAGGUGAUGAAGAUGUUCUGCCGUACUGAUCAGCAGUGUAUCUGUUAUCUCUGCUCUGUGGAUGAACACAAAGGCCACGACACAGUGUCAGCUGCAGCAGAAAGGACUGAGAGGCAGAGAGAGCUGGAGGUGAGUCGACAAAACAUCCAGCAGAGAAUCCAAGACAGACAGAAAGAUGUGAAGGUGCUUCAACAGGAGGUGGAGGCUAUCAAUGACUCUGCUGAUAAAGCGGUGGAGGACAGCCAGAAGAUCUUCACCGAGCUGAUCCGUCUCAUGGAGGAAAGAAGGUCUGAUGUGGAGCGGCAGCUCAGAUCCCAGCAGGAAACUGAAGUGAGGCGAGUCAAAGAGCUCGAGGAGAAGCUGGAGCAGGAGAUCACUGAGCUGAAGAGGAAAGAUGCUGAGCUGAAGCAGCUCUCACACACAGAGGAUCACAGCCAGUUUCUACACAACUACCCCUCACUGUCACCACUCAGUGGAUCUACAGACUCAUCCGCCAUCAAGAUCCGUCCUCUCAGCUACUUUGAGGAUGUGACAGCUGCUGUGUCAGCAGUCAGAGAUAAACUACAGGACGUUCUGACAGAGGAAUGGACAAACAUCUCACUGACAGUGGCUGAAGUGGAUGUUUUACUGUCAGCUUCACCACCAGGACCCAAGACCAGAGCUGGAUUCUUCAGAUAUUCACGUGAAAUCACACUGGAUCCAAACACAGCAAACACAGAUCUGUUAUUAUCUGAGGGGAACAGAAAAGCAACAUUAAUGAGUGAAGAACAGUCUUAUUCUGAUCAUCCAGACAGAUUCACUGUUUGGUUUCAGGUCUUGAGUAGAGAGAGUCUGACUGGACGGUGUUACUGGGAGGUGGAGUGGAGAGGGACAGGAGUUUGUGUAGCAGUCGCAUACAAGAAUAUCAGCAGAGCAGGGAGGGGGAAUGAAUGUCGAUUUGGACGAAAUGACAAAUCUUGGGCGUUAGAUUGUUACAACAACAGUUAUUACUUUUGGUACAACAAUGUGAAGACUCCCGUCUCAGGUCCUCGGUCCUCCAGAGUCGGAGUGUACCUGGAUCACAGUGCAGGUAUUCUGUCCUUCUACAGCAUCUCUGAAACCAUGACUCUCCUCCACAGAGUCCAGACCACGUUCACUCAGCCUCUCUAUGCUGGGUUAUGUCUCUAUAAUUCCACUGGAAACAGUGCUGAGCUGUGUGAGCUCAAGAAGGCAAAAGUUACUUAACAGAAAAUAUGCCAUCCUCAAUCUUUCAAGCAGAAUGUUUGUUUUGUCACCAUUUUUUUCUAAGUAUAAAAGAAUAAUAAAAAGCCACCAGACAAACAAGAAAAACGUCAAAUUAACUGGAUGGUCGUUUUAGCCUUUAUUACAUUACAUCCUUUAAUUGUUAACCACAGUAAAAAUGUGUAAAAGUACUCAGGGCAUUUACUGAAGUCAAGAUCUCAACAUGAUCCCUGAGAAACACUUGACUAAAAGUCUUCCUUUCUAAUACUCCAUUUAUAUAUUUGCAUAUUUACUGAUACAUAAAGUCAGAGUUCUUCCAUUGCUGUACUCUGAAUAUAUGCUAAUGUAGAGUUUAUUUGAAUUUUUAUAUGUAUAUAUAUGUGUUACUAGGAUUUGGGAUGUGAAGUAUAUCGGUACUCCACUUAAAGGCUCCUUUCUCAGGUUGAUUUAUGUUCUCAGGUACUUUGCAUAUGUUUAAAGGUUGCGGUGUUAGCAUGCUUUGUGUUGAAGGUGUCCAGCCGCAUUUAAAGAACAAUGCUAAGA
Molecule: messenger RNA, 2305 nt
Organism: Chelmon rostratus (copperband butterflyfish)
Lineage: Eukaryota; Metazoa; Chordata; Actinopteri; Chaetodontiformes; Chaetodontidae
Product: E3 ubiquitin/ISG15 ligase TRIM25-like
Exons: 1
Coding region: 68-1765 (565 amino acids)
Molecular function (GO): protein binding; zinc ion binding
Source: RefSeq, a predicted model, not a curated record